Molecule: messenger RNA, 711 nt
Organism: Rubroshorea leprosula
Lineage: Eukaryota; Viridiplantae; Streptophyta; Magnoliopsida; Malvales; Dipterocarpaceae
Source: the annotation of a GenBank genome assembly
CACCAUCACUGAUGGACCCUUUGAAAUCUAUAAAAAGAUUUCAGGGUCUUCUUCUUCCAUCGUUGUAUUUCCCAAGACAAGCUUCUCACUUGCACACGAGCGAAGGAUUCUCUUUGCGAUCCAAUUCCAGACGAAUUUAGAGAGUGGGUUUGAUGGCUUUGAAGGAAAGGAAUGGGAAAGGAGUAGUUCCAGGGAAGAAGCAGCGAAGGUCGUGGAAAAAGGAGCUUGAGAAAAGGGAGAAGAAAGUGAAAUGCAUGAAAGCAGAGAUGGGAAAGCUGAAGGCUGAGGGAAGAAAGGCAAAGAAGGAGCUGAGGGACAAAAAAAGGGAACUUGCAGUAAUUAAGGAAGAGCACAGGCUUGCGGCUGAGGACAACGCCGGUAUCCAACUUUGCUUCGAUGUUAUGCUUAUUAUGCUUAUUCUGCUGGCUGAAGAUACCGAUCUUGUUGCAGCCGCAGAUAACCUUUUCCACUCUUUCCUGGAUCUGAUAGCGUAGUGGAUGCACAUUCUGCUGAUUGGGGAGUAGGGGUUUAAAUCAGUGACAACUUUGGUCUGUGACAAUGAAUAUUUAUGGCGUUUUAUUUGCUUAUUGUGCCAGUAUUGUGUUUGUGUCGGCCCAGCGUUUAUAGUUAAUCGGUUGAAAUUCUGUAUUUGUACUUGAUCAUUCAGCACUUGCUAUAUAUGGUGCAUGUCGUCCGCCUCCCGUUGAGUAA